AUUUAGAAAAAUGUGCUUUGGUGUGUUGGAAAGCUACAACUGAAGAAAUUUUCACGCUAUUCCAAGUUUUCAUCAAGUUCAAUAUGACACGCAGAGGUCUCUAUUUUCUUGGCCUCAUAGCGCCCUUUUUAUUGGCACUGGCAACCGCUCAACUGCCAGGGGAACUGCCCUUGGGCCAGCCCGAGCAGGGACAGCCGAUGCAGCCGCAGACAUAUCAGCCGACCUACAACAAGGACUACACGCCACGCUACAAUCCGUUGUACACUGGCCAGCAGACCGGACCAGACACCACCCAGUUCGACAAUCCUCUCCUCGACAACCGGAACCCCAACGCUUACAAUCCCAAUGGCUAUAACACUUAUGGAAACCGAGGAUUGGGCUCUGGAUCGCUAGAUCUCGGAGCCAAUGUCGGUGGACCUGGAAAUAAUCUUGGAGGAGGACUCGGUAUUGGCCCGCAGUACGACCCGUUCAACAGAAACACCGUCGGCACAGCACCAGGAGUUGGAUAUCGCGACAUUUUUAGCGACGAGGACAACUUUUGCCCGGAGUACUGGGUAUCAUUCAGGCAAACCUGCUACCGGUUUAUCCGAUCCCCUAAGAGAAAUUGGGCGGAAGCGAAGAAAAUUUGCAAAGCAUACAAUGCAGAUCUGAUCAACGUGGACAAUGUGGAAAAGCACGCAUUUAUACUCAAGAAUCUCAUUCUUCAGAAUCAGCGGCAGAACCGAUUCUUUAUAUCCGCCCGUCAGACAGGCCCACAAAAUUGGGUCAACGAUGACAACACCCAACUCGUACAAAUAGAAGACUCGUUUGCUUUCGAUGAGCAGAUCCCCUGGGAGAACGAAGACCUGCACGACAACCGAUUCCUGGUUCAGAACGACCUAAACAACCAGAAUCUCAAUAAUCCGAAUCAGUUUUAUAACCCCUUGCCGGGAAAUGUAAAUCAACGCAAUCAGAACAACAUACGCGGCUUCAUAGGUCCAAAUCAACCGUAUGGCGAGAAUGGUUACGCUCGAGACCGCGUUGUCUACGCGUUUUCCAAAAAGCGCGAUCGAUGGAUGUUCAUGCCGGCGUACGAAAUCGAAUUGAAUCUCUUCAUCUGCGAAUCGAAGGUUCUCUACAGUCCAGACAACGUUAACAUCAAGCUAGAUGACAAGCGUCCCUACCACUACGGCCUCGACAUCCGUGACAUGGAACGCAUACCGAGGGGUCCCUAUUUCGUGAAGCAACCCAAUGAUACCAUCUUUGACGUGAACAAGAAUCGUGUAAUCAAUGAUGUAACCUUGAGCUGCCUGGCUGGCGGUUUUCCCACGCCCUCAUACCUGUGGUACCGCGAAGUGUACGUUAACGACACAUUGGAGUACCAAAAGAUCGAUCCUUUGAAGGAGGACCGCUACACUAUUUCGGGAGGCAAUCUGAUCAUAUAUGAACCGAAACAGGCAUUGGAUCAAGGUGCAUACCAUUGCGUAGCAGAGAACAAAUUCGGACGCGUGCGCUCUGAAAGUGCGCAUCUUAAUUUUGGCUUCAUAAUGGAGUUUAAUCUGAAGCGCUCUGGCGAGACAAGCGAGAUGAACUGGGGCAAGUCGAUAUUUUGUGACCCACCUCAGCACUAUCCAGACGUGCGUUACUACUGGUCGCGAAACUACUUCCCCAACUUUGUGGAUGAGGAUCAACGUGUUUUCGUGUCCCGUGACGGCGCUCUUUACUUCUCCUUCAUCGAAACUGUAGAUCGAGCCAACUAUUCCUGCACUGUGCAGACCUUGGUAUCAGACACCGGUCGCAACGGUCCCUUCUUUCCGCUGCGCGUGACGCCAAACAGUAAUUACCAGGCUUUGAUAUUCGCCAACACCUUCCCCAAGGUGUUCCCAGAAGCACCGGUCGCCGGCGACGACAUUCAUUUGGAGUGCAUGGCUUUCGGUUAUCCGAUUCCAUCUUACAACUGGACCCGUCAAGGGCAGCACUUGCAGCGCAACUCGUACGUCACCAACUAUGGUCGUGUUUUGGUCAUCCAGAACGCCACCACGAACGACAACGGAGAAUACACCUGCACCAUCACCAAUCCUCACAAAACAUUGGUCAAAAGCAUCCACCUAAACAUUCAGAUGCGUCCCGAGUUCACGAUUCCUCUCAAGGACAUGAUCAAAGAUUACAACAGCGACGUCACCUUUAUCUGCGAGGCUUUUGCCAUCCCGGACGCAAACUAUACCUGGUACAAAAAUGCUGAACGACUAGAUCCCCUCAACAUCAAUCGCGACCGCUACAUAAUCCAGGACAAUGUGCUAACCAUUAAAUUUUUGGAAAAGGAUAAGGACGAAGGCAUGUACCAAUGCGGUGCCCAAAAUCAGCUGAAAACUUCUUUCUCCUCGGCGCAACUCCGAGUCCUUUCCAUGAAACCGUCCUUUAAGAAGCAUCCUCUCGAAUCCGAGGUAUACGCCGUCUACAAUGGCAACACCACGAUUGUUUGUAAUCCUGAAGCUGCUCCGCGUCCUAAGUUCCAAUGGAAAAAGGAUGGCCAGCUCUUGGGCUCCGGUGGCCAUCGGCGCAUCCUGCCAAGUGGUACCCUGACUAUAGCACCUACGUCCCGGGAUGAUGAGGGAGUCUACACAUGCAUUGCCUCAAAUCAGGCCGGCACGGAUGAGUCCUAUGCUCGCGUUAUUGUGCUGCAGGAAAUUCGGUUCAUUCAAACCCCACCCCAGCGUAUUGUUACGAAGGAACAUGACCUAAUCUACCUUCACUGUGAGGCGGCCUUCGACGAGUUGCUGGACAUAGCUUAUGUAUGGAAACAUAACGGGGAGAUCCUAAAGAACAAUCAUGAUGGCACCGGACGCAUUGUUGUGGAAUGGAAUAGCUUGACUGUGCACAACACCACCAUGCGGGACGCCGGAGACUAUGAGUGCGUUGUCAAGUCGGCAGUCAAUGAGAUCAACAGUAAGACCAGUGUGGUCAUAGAAGGAGCUCCAGGCGCUCCCGGUGGAGUUCAGGUUAUUCAGAUCAGUAAAACAAAGGCUAUUAUUGAAUGGGUAGACGGGUCUAACAACGGCCGACCCAUUCGCUACUACAAUAUCCUUGGACGAACCAACUGGAACCGAACCUGGGUGAAUGUGUCAACCCACGUGCAGGCGCGUGAGGUUGAUCGAUACACUUCUCGUCAGCAGGCAGAAGUGAUUAACUUGACACCCUGGUCGGCGUAUGAGUUUAGUGUAACUGCUGUGAACGAUCUGGGCAUCGGCACACCUUCCGCUCCGUCGCCGAUCUACAGCACCUAUGAAGACAAGCCGUACAUCGCGCCCAGAAAUGUGGGCGGAGGUGGUGGCAAGAUCGGUGACCUGACCAUUACCUGGGACCCACUGUUGCCGCAAGAACAGCACAGUCACGGCAUUCACUACAAAGUAUUUUGGAAGCUAAAGGGCGCCCUGGAGUGGGCUUCAGACGAAAUUAACAAGCAGGACCACACUGGCGUAGCUGUGGUCAACAUUCCACUCAAUAACUAUUAUACUGAGUACGAGGUUAAGGUUCAGGCCAUCAACAGUAUUGGAAAGGGUCCAGAGAGUGGAAUUGCGGUCAUACACUCUGCCGAAGACAUGCCGCAAGUAGCUCCACAGAAGCCAUUCGCUCUUGCAUUCAACUCCACCUGCUUUAAUGUCACCUGGCAGCCGAUUGACAUGUCCCGUGAGAACAUUCGCGGCAAAUUGAUUGGUCAUAGGUUGAAGUAUUGGAAGACCACUCACCAAGAGGAAGACGCCGUUUACUAUCUAUCCCGCACCACAAGAAACUGGGCCCUGAUCGUGGGUCUGCAGCCGGAUACAUACUACUUUGUUAAAGUUAUGGCUUACAAUGCUGCUGGAGAAGGCCCAGAGAGCGAACGCUUUGAAGAACGUACGUAUCGCAAGGCCCCACAGAAACCACCAUCAUCCGUACAUGUAUAUGGAAUAAACCCAUCUACGGUACGAGUUGUAUGGCGCUACGUAUCGCCCUCGCAGGAUGAGGAACCGGUCGAAGGCUAUAAGGUUCGUAUUUGGGAGACGGACCAAAACAUGAUCACAGCCAACAAUACCAUAGUGCCAAUUGGCCAGAAACUGGAGUCCUACAUCAACACUCUAACGCCAGGAAAGAGCUACAACAUGCGAGUCCUCGCCUAUAGCAACGGAGGUGACGGCCGGAUGUCAAGUCCAACGCUGCGCUUCCAAAUGGGAAAAACAACGCGUAAUGCUGCAAAUACGCGUCAUGGCCAUAACAUUAACACGGCCCUCAUUUUGAGCACGUUACUGUUCAUCUCCACAUUUUUUUACACCCAACAUUGAACGGAGCACAAAAUCUGAAUGCAGCUAAUCAGGCAGCUAGAAACAAAAACGUCCAAGAUAAGAAGGAAGCGCACAGCCUCAUAGUUUACCAUGAAUCCAAGAGUCUCUUUUUUUAAGUGGAUAUACCGAUCAACAUUCCGUUUUAAUUUAAAAACCUUAAUAUAACCAAAACGAAUUAAGCGAUUUAGGCAGUUUUUGAAAGCCUAUGCACCGAAAUGAUAGUUCAUACAUAUGAUAACUAAUUAGGAAAGUGACCUUAUAUAAGAUUAAGUAGCCCAAAGGGGGAACAUUGUAACUUUUACAGUACUUUUUGAGAGUAUUUUGGAUUCAACAACGAAAAAGUCUAUUAGAAUAAGAUCAAAUUCCGUUCGCCAUGAUUUAAUGUGUCUUUGUAAUGUAUUUCCGUCCAAUUUAAAAGUUUAUUGAAAAAAGAAAUAAAUUUGUAUUUUUCGUACCAAAUA
This is a messenger RNA of Drosophila bipectinata, 4759 nucleotides long. It is a transcript of the gene Cont, whose product is annotated as Contactin. Gene Ontology annotation, biological process: axon guidance; cell-cell adhesion. Gene Ontology annotation, cellular component: plasma membrane; axon. NCBI's taxonomy places the organism in Eukaryota, Metazoa, Arthropoda, Insecta, Diptera, Drosophilidae. Gene Ontology annotation, molecular function: protein binding. The record is from RefSeq and is a predicted model, not a curated record.